CACGGGGUGGGCGGAGCUUGAUGUUGCCAGUCGACUCCGGGUUUGAUGCGGUGAUGAAGUCCUCGGUGACCAGCUUACUGUAGUCAGCCCUCCGAGCCACUUACGCGCACAACUUUUCAUAUCCACUGUGCGUAAAGUCUGCUGUUUUAUCCAGACAAGAAAGUAGACAUUCUCUCUCUCAGUUUCAGACGAAUUGUGCUCGUUAAUUCAGGCUAGACUAGACGUGUCGCGUAACAUCCCCAACACCUUUCGUGCGUUCCCCCCCUCCGGCAACCAAAACAGUCUGGAGCUUUAAGGGAAAAAAACAACACUUUGGUGGACUGUUUGCUGAACCAUAGGAGAAGAUGUGGAAGAAGGUACGAUCCGACUGAAAAUCCAAUUGAUCUCUGCUGCUAUCAGACAUGCAGUGAGGAGCCCUAGCUGUGUGAGGAUCCAGCCUGCUCGGUCACCACGCUGAAGCCGAAGGGGGGAUCAUUUGGGAGAAGUCGUGUAAGGCACAAAGAAGCUUAUUAACACCGCGGAUACAAAGUUACAAGCAUGCAGCUCAUGCGCUUGACAGAGGACUGAUGCUGGAGAGGAGCUGCAGCACUGUGAUUUGCUUCUGUUGUUUUUUUAUGGCCAGACUUUCACCACAACACAAAGUUGGACAAUUAGGAGAACUUUCCAGUCCGUGGUAAUAACACUGGGUAUUAAAGCAGCUGAACCCACCCGGCUGGAGGUGCUCCUCCUAAGUCAAAAAUCGACUGAUACCCGCACUUAGCUAAAGUGUAUUUUUCUGCUGCAGUGAUUUGACCACAGUGUGAGGCUCUCUGAACUGAAGUCCACUUUAAAUGCGGAGUGGUUUGCGGUCAGGGAGUGCACAGCCGAGCUGCCAGUGCCAAUUGAUUUGUAAUUCAAGGCAACACAGAAGUCGGUUUACUUUUUUACCAUUUUUAGCUCAAACGUCAUGGAGCUGACAUACUGGAGCAUCGUGCUGCUGGGGUGCAUCUUCCUGGAAUGGGUGUUCAUGGCUUCUGCAGAGGAAGAGGUCCUGAUGAACACUAAGACCGAGACUUCUGAUCUCAGAUGGACCAUCUACUCCAACGCCAAACCAGAGUGGGAGGAAGUGAGCGGCUUAGACGAGGAAAACAACAGCGUGAGGAUCUAUCAGAUCCUGCAGACUAACGGCUCAUCCAGCCACUGGCUGCGAAGCGGCUUCAUCGAGAGAAGAGGGGCGUCUCAGGUUUACGUUGAGCUGCGCUUCACCAUGAUGGAGUGUUCCUCCAGGAGCACCCACCACCGCAGCUGUAAGGAAACCUUUAACCUUUACUACUACCAGACGGACUCUAAUGAGGCCACGUACAACUACCCGCCCUGGAUGGAGAACCCCUACGUCAAGGUGGACACGGUGGCUGCAGACUUUCUCCUGAGGAAGGACGGAGAGAGAAAAUUUAAUGUGAAGACCUUAAGGCUCGGCCCUCUCUCCAAGAGGGGCUUCUACUUGGCUUUCCAGGCUCAGGGCGCCUCCAUGGCUCUGUUGUCCGUCAGGGUAUUCUUCAAGAAGUGUCCUCCCCUGAUCAGCGCCCUUUCCUCCUUUGCCGAGACAGUCCCCCACACUCUUGUGCAGGAGGCGCAGGGCGUGUGCGUGGAGAACGCCGAGCAGCAGGGGCCAAGACCUCGGCCGCCUAAGCUCUUCUGCGGGGAAGAUGGCCAGUGGGUGGGCCAGCCGACGACCUCCUGCGCCUGUAAAUCAGGAUUUGAGUCCGCAGAAGGAAACACAAGAUGCGCAGCCUGUCCUGUGGGUCAGUUCAAGUCCAGCACAGAGGGACUGUGCACAGGCUGUCCAGGAUUCAGCCAUGCCACCUCCAGGGGUUCGUCUGUGUGUGCAUGUCGCUCAGGAUACUUGCGUGCAGAGACAGACGCCGCCGAUACCCCAUGCACUAGACCUCCCUCUACCCCACGUAGCAUCGUCACUCAGAUUAACGACACCACGCUCAGUCUGGAGUGGAACGAGCCUCUGGAUAACGGCGGCAGGACAGACCUGAGCUACAGCGUCAGGUGCUCUGUGUGCAGGUCAACUAAGGGGCCGUGCCUCCACUGCGGAGACAGCGUCAGCUACCGGCCAGCCCAGCACGGCCUUCUGAGUCGCAGGCUGGAGGUGUGGGGCCUGCUGCCUCACACCACAUACGUCUUCACAAUCCAGGCAGUCAACGGGGUCUCACAGCUCAGCGGCAAAGACCCUGCCAGUGAAAGUGUCAACAUCACCACGAGCCAUGACGUGCCGUCGCUGGUGUCUGUGAUUCGGAAGAGUGACUCCACGGAGAGCAGUAUGACUCUGCACUGGUCGGUCCCAGCUGAGCCUCACUACACCAUCCUGCAGUACCAGAUCCGCUACUGUGAGAGGGAGCGACGGAGUGAAGAUCAGUGUCACUAUGCAGAGAGUAACAGAAACCAGGUCGUGCUGACAGACCUCCGCAGGGCCUCCCAGUACGAGGUGCAGGUCCGGGUUCGCACCAUGGCGGGCUACGGCAGCUUUAGUCCUACAGCUGUGUUCCGCACGCUUCCUGAUGGACAAGACGCUGCCUCCCAGUUCUUGGUACCCGGCAUCCUUAUCGCUGCUGGGAUGCUGCUGCUUGUCACUUUCGUCUUUGUGGCCGCCUACUGCAUACGCAGACACAGCCGACUGAAGGAUCCAGAACUGAGCGACAAAAACAACCAGUAUCUUAUCGGCCAAGGGGUCAAGGUCUACAUCGACCCCUUCACCUAUGAGGACCCUAACGAGGCAGUGAGAGAAUUUGCCAAGGAAAUUGAUGUUUCCUUUGUUAAGAUUGAGGAGGUUAUUGGUGCUGGAGAGUUCGGGGAGGUGUGUCGAGGACGGCUGAGGGUCCCAGGGAAAAAAGAGAACUACGUCGCCAUUAAGACGCUAAAGGGAGGCUACACUGACAAACAGAGAAGAGACUUCCUGUCCGAGGCCUCCAUCAUGGGCCAGUUCCAGCACCCAAACAUCAUCCACCUGGAGGGGAUCAUCACCGCCAGCUGUCCUGUCAUGAUCCUCACAGAGUUUAUGGAGAACGGAGCUCUAGACUCUUUUCUACGGCUGAACGACAGCCAGUUUACGCCCAUCCAGCUGGUUGGAAUGCUGCGUGGCAUCGCCUCAGGCAUGAAGUACCUGGCAGAGAUGAGCUACGUCCACAGAGACCUGGCUGCUCGCAACAUCCUGAUAAACAGCAACCUGGUGUGCAAGGUGUCCGACUUCGGCUUGUCGCGCUUCCUGCAGGAGAACUCCUCUGACCCGACCUACACCAGCUCUCUGGGAGGGAAGAUCCCAAUCCGCUGGACAGCACCAGAGGCAAUAGCCUUCAGAAAGUUUACCUCAGCCUCAGAUGUGUGGAGCUAUGGCAUCGUCAUGUGGGAGGUCAUGUCUUUUGGAGAGAGGCCAUACUGGGACAUGAGCAACCAGGAUGUAAUCAAUGCCAUAGAGCAGGACUACAGGCUGCCCCCACCCCCUGACUGCCCCACCCACCUGCACCAGCUGAUGCUGGACUGCUGGCAGAAGGACCGCUCGGCACGCCCUCGCUUCGCAGACCUCGUCAGCGCUCUGGACAAGCUGAUCCGCAACCCUGCCUCCCUGAAAAUAGUGGCUCAAGAAGCAGGAGGACCGUCCUACCCCCUGCUGGACCAGCGUGCACCUUUAGCCCUCUCGUCGUGUGCUUCGGUCGGGGAAUGGCUCAGGGCCAUCAAGAUGGAGCGCUAUGAAGACAGCUUCCUGCAGGCCGGCUUUAACUCAGUGGACCAGCUGGCCCAGAUCACCACACAGGACCUGCUGCACAUGGGAGUAACGUUGGCCGGACAUCAGAGGAAAAUUCUUUCCAGCAUCCAGACAAUGACCUUUCGGAACAAGAGCACAGCAACUGUGACCUUCUAGCUGCUCACCUGUCUCCUUACUGGACAUGACCACCAGCACACUGGAAGCAGCCAUGUACUGAGAGCACUCUGGAUCAUCUUCUGUGACCCACAGACUGAAAGAGCAGUUGGCUGGAUUUAUAAAUGACUGAAAAAAUUCCAAACAGAAAAAAAAGCAAGUCAUCCAGAGAGUGGGCAAGUCUCUGUCUCCCACAGUGACCAAGGGGAGGAAGUGACGUUGAGAGCUGACUCGUUUUUACAGUUUGUGGUCAGUGUUUUUAUAUCUUCCACGAGGUUUGGACCCGAUUACUGCGUUAAACCAAGAGGAGACAGUUUACAACGUUGCUGUGGUAUCAUGUCAUUUUAAAACUGGUGGUUGUUGUACCAAUAAAAAAAUUUAAAAAGUCACUUAGCCAAAGGAGAGGAGACAUACCAGUGCCAAUCCAAGGAUUCAGUGUUCAUAUUGUUGUGUAAUUAUGAAUGAGAACUGCUUUCACCCUGGGUGUCUUGCAUAAUAUUCCAUUUGGAUUAUGUUACUACACAGACCACCUUUGCAUCAAGACAAACAUUUUAACUGUUGGAUUUGACUUCUCCCUUUCCAUUUAAAUUCAACAGUACCUCCUCUUUACUCAGGUGUGAUGUGUAAUGCAGACUUUGGAGAGUGUCACAUUUGACAUAAACAGACUUAUCUCCCCAGUUUGACGCUCCACUUCCAGCUCCACGUGUGAGCAGGAGAAGAGAGACACCGAGACAUAUCAGCACUUUUGUCAUUUCAGAGUGAAUUGUAAUCUUCAGUAGCUCCAUGUGUUUCUCUUGGAGUGUGGUUGGUUUAUUUCCACUGCCUGUGUGUCUGCUGGCAGCUCAGUUUCAUUAGAGUCGGACUAAACAAGGACCAAGCGGACUCAGAGACCAGAGAACACUGUUGAGUCAGUAUUCCGCAUAAAAAAAUUCACCAAGGAAGCUAUCUGGGCUCAGACUUGUUUUUCUUGAUAUAACUGAUACAUUUUUAAUUCUUGUUCUGUCUUCUUCAUCUUCCAGUGCCAUUCAGAUUUUUGUGUACUUCAAUGCCAUUUUUAUAAAGCAGAAAUCUUUUAUGAGUGACUUUUGUCUGAUGAAUUUUAAUAAACCUUAAAGGUCUACUUUGACAUUUUGAAGAUGAGUAUGUAACUAGUCUUCAACAGGUGCUGCUUUACAGUCAGAAAAACAUGGUUUUGGCUUUGGUCCCAAAGCUACACAAGAAAAAAAAAACAUUUUUAACAUUCCCAACAUUUACUGAAACAACAGAGCUACCAGCUUAGCUUCACACUAUAGCUAGAAAACAGCAACCUGUUGCACCAACUGGGUGUAAGUUCAAACAUAGCCUAGUUUGAGCGUAAUUUCUCAUUUAGGAUGAAGUUUACACUCUACUAACAUUUUGGACGUUGCACCAGCUGUGAUAGUUCCAACGUCAGCCUAAGUUACAACUUAAUUCUUACACUUAGCUCCUAGUAGGUGUAAAGUCCUCCGUAGAGUAUAUCGGCUGCCAUGGCGCAUCGUUUUGAAAGUUGGGAUGAAUUGGAGGAUGAGGAGAUACAGAGAGUUCUCACAGCUAGAUUACGACAACAACGCGAGAGAGAUUACAUCCUUUGGAAAAAUAUGGUGACCAAGAUUUGAGCUCCUGAGUAUUAACACAUGUUGUGGUUGAUAAUUUUACCACUCGAUGUCACUGUUGUUAUACACACAUUGUAGAUUAAGGCUUUAGGCUAUCACCUUACUUUAGUUUGUUUCAGCUGUUUGUCAGUUCGAAGACAAUUAGGCACGAAAGGUAAUGCAUCAAAAUUGGUGCUUUCCUCUGAUUGGCUGCUGGAAGUGUAAACAUCAUAUCUGCAACAAUGUUUUGGUUAGUUUGGACGUUAUGGUCUACUAGUUAAGACAACCUUACAUCUCCAUGGUGCAACCAAACAAUGACACAACUUAUGUUACAAACUAACUAGUUUAAACGUAUGGUUUAGUGUGGACUUUACACCCUAACUUAGGACACAACUUGCGCACACCUGGUGCAACAGGCUUGCUUACGACUCCCAAUAUCCAAUAGUUAUAAUAGUUGCUGUUUGUAAAGAAGAGAGCCCCCCUUUAUUUUUCAUAUACAUUUAUUUAAUCAUUUAAUGAGGUGCUUGUUGUUAUGUUAUUAAAGUGUUUAUGUUUUUGUCCUACAUAUACAUACAUUGAAAUAUGUUCUUAUUAACUUGGUAUUGAAAUAAUACCACAGCUAACAGGCUAAGUAGUAGUUCAGCUCCUUCUAUUUUUGGGCUCAGAGUCUUGUUUUCUGAGCAUAUGCUGGGUGUAUUUUUUAUCAAUUGAAUUUUAUAAUUUUUUUAAUAUAGUAUACAAAACUAAUCUCUUUACAUUGAACUUAAAAAACAGUCCAAGUCUGCUAGCUAACAGGCUAGCUUGGAUCCAGUAUCUGGUAUCCUUUGGUUUCACAGUGGAAUGCUAAAACCACUGAGCUGCUAUUUGAUUAGCAGAGCAGCCUUCGCUUCAGUUUAAUCUACUAUAUUAUAUUUUCUUUCAUCAUUGGUUGGGUCAGCAAAGGUUUUCUGCUUUUGUGCCAAAGCUACACAUUUUUCUUUUGACAUUUAGCCUGGGAAAUCACAGUACAUCCCUCCAAGCUAACAGACCAGGGUUUAGUUGGCAGUAUCCAUAGGUUUCAGGGUGGAAUGCUAAUUAUAGCACUGGGUUGAUGUUUGAUUAGCAGACUACUCCCUCACACGUUAUUACAAGUGCUUGUUGAAGACUACUGAGGUUCAAAAUGUCAAAGUAUUCUCAAGACCUUGCAUCUCUUCAAGGAUAAUACCAGCCUUUUUGACAUUUGGGUCAUGUCUAAUUUUUCCCUGAGUUUCAAGCAAACCUGCUGUGAAUUGAGAAAAUGAAGCUUAAACAUCUAAAACAUACUCGAAGUACCACGUUGAAUACAAAAAAAUACGCUUUUCACCAAACCAUGGAGUGAUUUUUAUAGAUUUUCUUUCUGGUGUUUUGUAAGGUUUCAAGAAGUUUGAAGUGCAAAAUCAAACACUUCAACUGUGAUGUGAUAAUAAAUGAACCUUCAAGUCUGGUAGCUGCAAACCAAAAAGAAGAUUAAGUUAUCACUUGAAAAGUUAUGUGAAUUUGAGAUUUCAGAAAAUCAUUGCUGCUCAGUAUAUGUUGGCUCAUAAUCAAAACUGCUGGUGUUGUCCCACAAGAGUCUGAGAGAUCCCUUUAAGGAUUAUGGGAAAUGUGGUCUUCAUAUUGAAGAUCUGAAUAAAAUCAAGUUUGAAAUAAUGAAUAGAUAAAGUAUGUUUUGAUUACUGUCCUGUGUGUAGGCUUAUAUGUAUUCAGUAUUCAUAAUAAAGAUGCACACCAGUGUUUACCAUCAA
Notolabrus celidotus (New Zealand spotty) is the source of this 7274-nucleotide messenger RNA. It is a transcript of the gene ephb4a, whose product is annotated as eph receptor B4a. Gene Ontology annotation, molecular function: protein binding; ATP binding; transmembrane-ephrin receptor activity. The transcript has 17 exons. Bases 947 to 3904 code for a protein of 985 amino acids. Gene Ontology annotation, cellular component: neuron projection; plasma membrane. Gene Ontology annotation, biological process: protein phosphorylation; cell surface receptor protein tyrosine kinase signaling pathway; central nervous system projection neuron axonogenesis. The record is from RefSeq and is a predicted model, not a curated record. Lineage: Eukaryota; Metazoa; Chordata; Actinopteri; Labriformes; Labridae.